AUGUUUGAAAAAGAGAAUGGAACCUGCACGACGCCGGACGACAAGAAAAAUCCCCUGAGUCCUACAUUGACUGUUAACAGCAAGGCCAAGGACGAUCCAUCAGAAACCUGUGAUAAAGGUCCUGAUAAUCAAGAACAGCAAGGGUUACUAGAUGAUGAUCCCGAAGAGCAAAAUGAAGAAAGCGACUUUGACCAAUAUGGCCCAGAGGAUUAUUAUUUGGAUGAUCCCAAGCCAUCCCGUAAAGAGACGAUGGAACAAUUCUUAAGCCGAAAUUAUCGAAAUCUCGUUCAUUUCCUGGUGGAAGAUUGGUUUCUUAGUGCCAUGUUGGGAAUCAUAACAGCAAUUUUAUCAAUUUUCAUGGAUGUAAUUAUAGAAUACAUGCAGCAUUACAGAGUUCACUUAUAUGAAUUGGCGAGUGAAAGAAGUUUCACAUCGGGAUUAGCAACGUGGAUUGCUUUCAGUACCUUAUUAGUUGCUAUAGCGUCUUUCUAUUGUUAUGCGUUUGGAAAACAAGCUGUUGGCUCUGGUAUACCAGAAGUUAAAGUUAUUAUUCAUGGAUUUGCUUUAAAAAAUUAUCUCAAUUUCCAAACGUUAAUAGCAAAGAUAGUUGGAUUAACACUAUGUUUGGGAGCAGGAAUGCCAAUCGGAAAAGAGGGACCUUUUGUGCACAUUGGAGCUAUUAUAGCUACUUUACUCACAAAAGCAACUGAAGCUUGUCAGUACAACAUGUUCUUCUCUAAUGAAGGACGCCAAAUGGAAAUGUUAAGUACAGGUUGCGCUGUAGGAAUUGCGUGUACGUUCUCAGCUCCAGCUGGAGCUGUACUUUAUGGAAUCGAAUCAACUUCUAAGUAUUUUGCUGUCAAAAAUUAUUGGAGACAGUUUUUCGCUACUACUUGCUCAGCCAUUAUUUUUCGUUUCGCUAUGUCAGCUAUAGUUCCAAGGCACAUCGCUGGUACCAUCAUGGCUUACUAUCAAACAACUUUCCCCAAUGAAGUUUUCUUGAUUGAAGAAAUUCCCUUUUUCCUGAUUCUGGGUGUUCUUUAUGGAUUACUCGGAGCUUCUUUCGUUUUUGUGCACAGAAGAAUUGCCAUGUUCAGAAGAAGAAAUCCAGGAUAUGUUAAGAUCUUUGGAACACGACCAGUCGCUUUCACCGUUUUAAUGGCUUUCUUUUACGCUAUCGUGUCCUGCCCUGAAGGUCUCGGAAAAUAUUUUGCUGGACAGUAUACGUUCCGUGAAACGUUAGUUGAUUUCCUUGCAAAUUGUACAUUUUCGGCUUCUGAUAACGCAACCAAUGCUUGUCCAUCAGAGAUCUUGAGUCAUUGGUCACAUAAUGCUAGUGACUUCCACCCACUCUCUUCCUUAUCUGUUUAUUUUGUUUUCUACUUCUUUGUUGUUGCUUUGUUUGUCUCCCUCUACUGGCCUGCAGGUAUUUUCGUUCCUUGUUUCGUUAUUGGAGCUUGUGGAGGUCGAAUUUUCGGAGAAAUUUUAACCGCUUUCUGGCCUGAAGGUUUCCGAGGUGCUGAUGGACCACAGAUUUAUCCUGGUCUUUAUGCCGUUGUCGGUGCGGCAGCUUUUACGGGUUCCGUGACUCACUCGCUGUCUCUAGCAGUAAUCGUAUGCGAAACAACUGGUCAAUUGUGUGCUCUUCUCCCUGUUUUGAUUGCUCUCAUGGUUGCCAACGCCAUCAGUAGUUUCUUACAGCCAUCUGUUUACGAAAGCAUCAUCAAGAUUCAGGGUUAUCCGUAUCUAGCAGAUUUACCUCCUAGUCGUAUUAGUGUGCAUACAAUGAAAGUGGACCGCGUCAUGGUGAGAGAUAUUGUUUUCAUCACUAAGGAAACUACAUAUCGCGAGCUUCGUGAAAUUCUAUUGGAAACUCCAUCUUUAAGAUCGUAUCCCUUCGUCUCUGAUAGAAAGAGUAUGGCUCUGUUGGGAAGUGUAGGAAGACGCUAUCUCAUCUAUCUAUUGGAAAAGAAAUUGGGACCAGAUCCAGUCAACUUGAGCCGAUCUGGGCGUAGAAGCCGCAGAGCUUCCGAAAUUUUCAACGUUGUUGCUCCAUUCCGUCGAGGAUCUUCAUUCACUAAUGCUACUCAUGCUCUGAACAACCACCAAGUGCUAACCGAUCGCCAAAUCAGUGGAAAUACUCUUUUGGCUCACUCACCUCUUCAUGAAGAUCGUGGAUCUCGCGGACCUUUGGCCGGUCUUCUUUAUAGCCAAAAUGAACAAACUAACUCAGUUCCAACUCUCGCUCGCAGAUCCGAAAUUCUGGCCUCCAAGCUUGAUUUGGAUGAUGUUGCUAUAGAUCCAGCACCAUUCCAGUUAGUUCGUGGAACAUCAUUAUACAAGGUUCACACAUUGUUCUCUCUGCUAGCAUUGAACCAUGCUUAUGUAACUGAACGAGGUCGUCUCGUCGGAGUUGUUGCUUUAAAAGAGCUUCGCGAAGCCUUCAACAACAUCUACUCACGUGGAGCUGUUCCUAUUAAUCCAAGGGUUCGAACAACAUCCGUCUUCCAUCAAGCAAACGGCGAAGCUAGUGGAGAUCAAGAAGUUCAAACUACCAAUUCUGGCAACGAUCUUGUAAGUAUAGCAGUUCCAACAGCUCAUCGACAUAGCCAAUAA
Auanema sp. JU1783 is the source of this 2616-nucleotide messenger RNA. Lineage: Eukaryota; Metazoa; Nematoda; Chromadorea; Rhabditida; Rhabditidae. The record is from the annotation of a GenBank genome assembly.